Heterostelium album PN500 is the source of this 915-nucleotide messenger RNA. RefSeq names its product 3,4-dihydroxy-5-hexaprenylbenzoate methyltransferase (gene coq3). The transcript has 2 exons. Gene Ontology annotation, molecular function: 2-methoxy-6-polyprenyl-1,4-benzoquinol methyltransferase activity. Gene Ontology annotation, biological process: ubiquinone biosynthetic process. Lineage: Eukaryota; Evosea; Eumycetozoa; Acytosteliales; Acytosteliaceae. The coding region runs from base 1 to 915 and encodes 304 amino acids. The record is from RefSeq and is a predicted model, not a curated record.
AUGAUCAAAAAUAUAAGUAAUUUAAUAACUAAAUCAAGAUAUAUAUCAAACUAUAGAUCAUAUAAUUAUAGUACAAACAAUGUUAAUAAUGUAAAUAGUAAUAGUAAUACAACAAAGAAUACUUUCAGCUCAAUGAAAGAAGAGGAAAUAAAGUUCUUUAAUGGUAUGGCAAAAGAUUGGUGGGAUAUAAAUGGACCGAUGAGACCACUACACAAAAUGAAUCCAGUUAGAGUUCAAUAUAUGGUUGAUCGUUUGAAACAGAGUGGUGUCAUCAAAACUAGUGGUGGUGGUGGUAGUGGUAAAUCGUUGGCAGGCUUGAAGAUCAUCGAUGUCGGAUGUGGUGCUGGUUUACUAACAGAGUCAUUCAGUAGAUUGGGUGCAGAUGUAGUUGGUCUCGAUGCUGCUGGCAAUAACAUAUCGAUGGCAAUUGCACAUGCCAAACAAGAUAAAACACUCUCUGACAACAUCGAUCGCAACACACUCCAAUACAUUGAAUCUACAGUCGAGCAACAUGCAAUCGAUCACCACUCAUCGUACGACAUCGUAACAACCAUGGAAGUAGUUGAACACGUUGAAAAUGUACCUGAAUUUAUUAAACAAUGUACAUCUCUAAUUAAACCAGGAGGAUGCUUCUUUUUAUCAACAAUGAAUAAGACUACAUUGGCAUAUCUAACUACAAUUGUUGGAGCAGAAUACAUAUGUAAAUUCGUACCUGUAGGUACACAUCAUUGGGAUCAAUACGUUAAACCAGAGGAUCUACAAUCCUAUCUAUCUGGCAACCAAGUGAAUCUUAAAGAUAUCUCUGGUUUAUUCAUGAACCCACUUACAAUGAAUUGGUCACUUAUCAACAAUACCAAUGUUAAUUAUAUUUUAUUUGCAAUGAAAUCAACAACAUCAACAACAAACAACAGUUGA